Molecule: messenger RNA, 1588 nt
Organism: Papilio xuthus (Asian swallowtail)
Lineage: Eukaryota; Metazoa; Arthropoda; Insecta; Lepidoptera; Papilionidae
Product: sucrose-6-phosphate hydrolase-like
Exons: 1
Coding region: 57-1529 (490 amino acids)
Biological process (GO): carbohydrate metabolic process
Cellular component (GO): cytoplasm
Molecular function (GO): beta-fructofuranosidase activity
Source: RefSeq, a predicted model, not a curated record
AGUUGAAGUAAUCUGUGACAAAAUAUAUUCGCCUGCUGCUCGAGUGCAGCGUGAAAAUGUUAGGAACAAAGAUUUUCAUAUUUAUUCUGCUUUGUUACAGAGUUACCGCGGAAGUCAACGAUAGAUACUAUCCACGCUACCACUUGGCCCCGCCGUAUGGAUGGAUGAACGAUCCCAAUGGUUUUAGUGAGUACAAAAAUGAGUACCAUCUAUUUUAUCAAUUCAACCCGAAUAGCAGUUAUGAACCUGGUAUAGCGCACUGGGGUCAUGCCAAAAGUAAAGACCUUUUUAGUUGGGAACAUCUACCUAUUGCAAUGUACCCAGAUCAGUGGUAUGAUAAAGGUGGUGUAUUUUCUGGAAGUGCUAUAGUUGAGGAUGGAAAACUGUAUCUUUAUUAUACCGGCAAUGUUAAUAAACCCGAGGAAUAUCCUGAUCAUGAACAGCACCAAAUACUUGCUAUAAGUACAAAUGGAAUAAAUGUCACGAAACAAGUGAUUAAUCCAAUUAUCAAUGGCUCUGAAUAUCAGCCAGAUUUUCGAGAUCCAAAGGUAUGGAAGCGUGGGAAUAUGUACUAUAUGGUGUUAGGAAACUCUUUUCAGGAUAGCGAGACCAAUAGUACUUUAGGGCGUGCACUUCUCUACACUUCUAAGGAUAAAGUCAAUUGGAACUUCGCCUCAAUUUUGGAUGAAUCUGAUGGAUCUCUGGGAUACAUGUGGGAAUGUCCAGAUUUCUUUGAACUAAAUGGUCGUUUCGUUCUAUUAUUUUCUCCCCAAGGAAUACAGCCAUCUGGAUAUAAGUAUAGGAACUUAUAUCAGACUGGUUAUAUUGUCGGAAAUUUUGAUUAUCAGACUAAUAUAUUUACACCCAUAACUGAAUUUGUUGAAUUGGAUUAUGGCCACGAUUUCUAUGCUACACAAACUAUUCUAGACAAAGCAAAACGUAGAAUAGUAAUUGCUUGGAUGGAUAUGUGGAACCAGAACUAUAUAGAAGCGGAGGAUGGUUUUACUGGUCAAAUGACAAUUCCGAGAGUACUAUCACUUGACAAAUACAACCGUCUUAUUCAAAGACCAGUAAACGAAAUUGAAUCGAUCAGAAGACGUCAAACACGUCACCAAGGAAGUGCACGAGCCGGUGCUGUUAUCAGGCUAAGAGAUAAAGCUGGAGAAAUUCAUAUCACAACAUCGGCAACUAAAGAUUUAGAUAUAUUGAUCCAAUCAUCAAAUGAAUCAAGCACAGUUAUAAUCAGUUACAACUACAAAAGAGGUCUAGUGACUUUAAAUCGUGGAGGCAAAGAUGGCGUCCGUCGUGCUAAAUGGAGACCAAGUGAUAAAUUACAUUUGAAAGCAUAUAUUGAUGCUAGCUCGAUCGAAUUAUUCUUCGGUAAUGGUGAACUUACAUUUUCUAGUAGAUUCUUCCCUACGGGAGCAAUAAAGGUACGGAUAGGAGAUUCAAGUGACGUCGAGUCAUUGACUAUCUUUGACUUACAACGUACAAUUGAUGCCCGUUACGAACUAGAAUCCGAAGAUUAAUCUAUCGCAGUGUUGAUUUUAGAUCUUGUCUAAAUUAUGUAAUAAAAUAUAUUAUGCAA